AUGGCAAAUAAGAUGGGGGAGAUGAGAAAUAAGCAGACCAUCCGAUGUAGCUGUUUGCUGAUCUCAGUCUCCAAGGAUGCAGGGCUUGCCUGUGGGUAUUGCCAGAACAGGGAAAUAUAACACACCACACGGCUCUCUCCCACCUCUGCAAAAGGACAGAAGCUCAGGGAAUCACUGUUUAGUCUGGAGUCGACAGACUGUUUCGUGUUUGGGCUGCUUCUCCCUCCCCACUCCUUUUUAUCUAGCUCUCCUGCAAACGCACGGAGGCUUUUGUCUGCCUCCUGCGUCCUGACACAUUUGAAGCGAGCUCCCCUUCCCUCUCUUCCCCCGUCCGCCCCUCUCGCCCCCUUCUUCCUUCUCCAGUCAGCCCUGCGGCAGGCAGGGCAGGGGCUCCCGGCUUGGCUCUUCCGCCUUCCUCGGGGCGGGAAGCAGAGGCCCCGCGCGACGCCUCCCUGCAGCCCGGUGCUGCGGAUGCAGCAGUUGCUAUAGCAGCCUCCGCCUCGCGCGGCCGUCUCCUCAGGCUCAACUUUCACCCGCUUUUUUGUGUGAGAACGAAUUGGGAGGGAAAACACACACGUAACGGUGGGUUGAGGGAGGAGAGAGAGACUGAGGUAAAACGUAGUGGAGUUGAAAUGCUGCUAAGGAAGCUGUUCUCCUGCCAACAAAGUCAAUUUGCAGCGCAGGGCUGUAAUUACCGCCCCCCCCCCCCCGCCGCCCGCUUCUCUUUCAGACGAGCGCUGUGAAGCAGAAGCAGCGGCAGCUCCUCACAGACUCUCCCCGGGCAGCUUAGUGGCUGUUCCAGAAGCCAUUGCUUAGAGAGCCCGCGCUCCCGCUCCCGCUCCCGCCCCGUCGCCAGGCGCCCUCAAGUGGAGAGGCGCCUUCCCUCGGGACUCCUCUCUUCUUCGGGAGCGGGCCAUCUUCCUUCCCGCCUUUGCUUCUGCUUCCCCCUCGUCAAAGCUCCUCCAGCGCGCUCUCUCCCUUGCAGACAAGAGAAAAGUCCUCAGAGAUGCCAAUUGCCCAUUUACUGGAGCUAUGGAAAAAGAUAGAAGUGGAAGUGGAGCCUAUGGAAACGGAGGUGAGCAGCCUAAGGCAACCGAGCGCCUUGCAUGCAGGAGCAAAAUGGGGCCAGGGACCCGUAGGAAGCUGGUUUCUCUCUUUGAGGCAACUUAUUUGUGUGUGUAGUGGGGGGGGGGGAGACUUCUUUGAGCCCAAAGGGAAAGAGUGAACACCUGUCUGGUCAGUUGGACUUUAAAGAUGUGUCUCUUCCCCCCCCUCUCUGCGUGACGUAUGCAGAGCCACUUGUUGAUACACUGGGAGAAUGGGAAGGGGAGGAAGGAAGGGAGCCUUGUGACUAGUUGUUCACAGGCACAUGCGAGAAGCGGCUCAGCUUUAAGGAACUGGCACGCGCUGUUUGCGAGCUUCUGGCCUCUGCAGUGCAGGCAGGCAGCUUCAGCUUGGCAGGAUUUCUGCAUUAGUCCUCGGAGAAGGCGGGACCAGCCCUACGUGUGCCCAAAGUUGGUGCCUUGUGUUCAUCCAGCACCAGAGACAGCUGCAUCUUGUUCCUCUAAGUUGCCUUUUUGUGUAUGGGCUUGCCUUUCCCUGCGACCACAAAGAGAUGGCCCUUGCCUUAGUUAGGAUUGAACAACUCAUAGGAUAGCAAGGUUUCUGGCCCUUGGGGCAACUGUUUGGUGUAAAGUUGCUUGUACUGGGAGUCGGGGACAGUUUGCAUCUUUUCCUUUUGUUGCGUAGCACCACUAACAGGUGCAUGGACAGUUGCCAUGCAUAUGUGCCCUCAGAAUUACAAAGAGUUGUGAUCAACCCUCUUCCUUAAGAGUAAAUAACAGUGAACAGGAAAUAUCCAGACUUGAUAGUUUAAUUUCCUUCUUCAACAAGUGUGUGUGUGUGUGUGUGUGUGUGUGUUGCCUUCUGUCACCCAAAGGAAGAAACUAGUGAUUGGUUCUCUUUUUAUGCCACUUGUUUGGGAAACUGCACUUCAUUGGUGCAUCUCUGUCAAAAUGCAAUACAUUCAGUUGCAUGUCCUCAUGACUAUUCAGUAGUUUAUAUGAAAUUACCUGUUUCUCUGAGCUAUCAGCAUCACACAAAGCUACUUUGAUGACCUGAAAAUUCCUUAUCACAGAAUGCUUUUUAAAUGGGGUGAGUGUUAAUACCUAACAGUGCAACAAAUUAAUAAUAAUGGGGCUGCGUCUGAUACCUGAACUUACAAUAGGUGCUUGUUAUCAUGGGUAACAAGUUGGCUAUGCUACAGCAUCUUUACUAUGGUUCUGCAGGCAGAUAUACUAGCUAAAAUGUUCUGGAAGAGAGGUGGAUGAAUAUAAAUUUCUCAUCCCUCUUAUUUUGGUAGCAGCCACAGAGGACUUUACCAACUAACCUUAAGCUUGUAGAUGUCACUGUUUGAUGUAUAAAGCAAUUGUGCACAGCACAACUCUAGUGAGAUUCUGACUGAGCAAGUGAUCUCAAGACUACAAUAUUCCUACUCUACAGCAGUUCAGUGGAAUGUGAUGGUAACACUGUAGAGAAUACAGGACGGCAGCCUGAGUAUUUCAGAUUUUUUUCCUGCUUCAGUCAUUCAUACAUUGAAUGGUUGAAGUAGCCUUGUCACCACAGCAUUAAAACAUGUAUGAAAAUAAAGCAAACAAUAAUUGGGCAGGAAAAAAAACAAUUUUUAAAAUAAUGUUAACAAGCCUUCAGUAUCUUGUGAAUAUCAGAUACACAAAGCAGUGCCAUUUAGCUUUUAUUUUAUAGGGUUUCAAAGGAACUGGUUUAUGGGUGUCUGUGGACUUCAAGGUUCUUUGGCUGGGACAGUGAGCACCACCACACAAUGUUGGUGGGUGCCAUCUUUCAUUCUGCUUCAUCUUAUUUAUUUAAAAUCACCAUCUCUGACUCAAAAACAUUAAGGUAGUUACACCUCUUCUAAAAUGGUACAUGACACCUGCUGGCACUGCAUGAUGAUGCAUGUAUGCAUCAUAGCAGACAGAUACCACGUUAGAAGAGACAUCCUGUCACGUGAAAGAAAAGGGAUAAUACUCUUCUAAGAUGAUGGCAUUGGCUGUUUACAUUUUUUUUCAGUACUAACAGUAAAAUACUAGGUUUAAAGCCACUCAAAAAGGUUUAAUCUGUUAAUCUAAUUCGUUAAUCAAAUGUAGCGUCCCUAGUCCUAUAUCCCUAGUGAGAUAUUGGAUUCGAUUGUUGGGUCAAGAAUGUCCACAAAUAUAGAACUUUGGGGGUAUAGUAUUGUUGUGUGUACUGCAUGAUCAAGGAAAUCUGCAGUCCUGUUUUACAGGCAAGAAUGAGACAUGAAUGGGGUAUUAAUUUUAACAUCAGAAUUCAGCUUCUACCAUUAUUCAUAUGAUAUAAUACCUUCUAAUGAGCUAUACCUAAGCAACAGAUGUAGCAUUUGGGAGGUUUGUCCUUUUAAAACCCUAGCCCAAAUGGUACGAGCUAUGCUCAAAACUGGUUGUGUUUUAUGUUCUCCCUCAGAGAAAGGUUUUGUUGUUUUCCAGCUUUACAAAAUACAGUCUGUCUUGAUUUCAAGUCAACAAGAUUAUUCAUAAUCUUGUAAUGUUAAUUGAACAAGUCUGUUCUCGAUUAUUCACCCAUACUUUUGCAUACCCCCCCCAGUAAUUAUUCAGACAUAAGCAUGCUUACUUAGGAAGCGAUUCCCACCAAAAGGGAUGAGACUUCACAUAAACAUGUUUUAAGACCUUUGGAUGUUUCCAUACAGGUGUUUAGCACUGUAAACAGGUUGUUGAGAUAUCACAAAUUGAUCAUUGGUAAACAGUUUGGUUUAUUUAUUUAUUUAUUUAUUUAUCGGAUUUUCACUGGAAAGGGUAGGUCUGAAUUACAUGUGGGUGAUAACAUGGGCUGGCAUUUUGACAACAGUGUUUUGUGGAUGGAUGCUGCAAAAAACGUGCAUGCACACAGAAUGCCCACCCCACAAUAAAUACCCAUUUGGAAAUACCCUUUGUAUCUUUUCACUCAUGCUGCUUUCUCUUUAUUUUUAUUUUUAUCUCUUAUCUUCCUUUGACUUGAUUGGAAUAUUUUCUUAAAUAAAUGCAUAAAUUACAGUCUCAUGCACAUAAAAAACAAACUUUUAUUCAGUACCUUAUACUGUGCUUACAAAAGAAACAGGUGUAGAUGUAAUAUCAUACCAUAUCCAGGAGGCAAAGAUUGUGCACGUAUCCUGACCCCUACAAAAAGUGUACACUCCACUAACGUUAGUUAAUUCGUUAAUUAUUCCAUACAUUCAUUACCCAACCUUCACAAAUGAUCCUACUGUAUAUUAAAACAGUACAACAGUAAAAUACACCAAAUACACAAAUAAUGAAUCACGAAAACAACAGUAAAACUAUUAAAUAAGGAUGAACAGUAAUCAGACAUUUUUAAAAGUCUGGAUAAAAAACUAUGCCCAAAGCUUCUUGGGUCUGGGGGCCACUGAGAAGACAUAGGGCUACCAUAUGUCUGGAUCUUCCCGGACAUUACUGGAAUUUCAAAGGUGGAUUUUAUGUCUAGGGGGAAUUUUCAAAAGGUAGCACUUUGUCCUGGAUCUUAGGCAAGUCAAUCGAAAAAUCGCAUUUUUAGGGGUGUCCUGGUUUUUACUUUUUGAAAUAUGGCAACCCUGUCUUACAUGGUGCCAUCCCAUAGACCUCUGAGGGCACUGGUAUUUCCAAUGAGGUCUCCUUUGCCAAUGUUUAUUUCCAGGCUGGUUUAUAAAGAAUGAGGUGAUCUUUCAGGUAUUUUGCGACCCAAGCUGUUUAUACAGUAUGUCAGUACCUUAACCUGUCCCUGAAAACAAAUAGGCUACCAGUGCAGUUCUAGCAGAACUAGUGUAAUAUAAGUCCUUCUAGCUGUGCCAGUCUGCAGUCUGGCAGCUGCAUUUUGCACUAGUUGUGACUUCAGUCAUAUUCAGGGGAAGCCCCACAAACUGUGCAUUGCAAUAAUUCAGUCUAGAGAACCCAGAACAUAGAUCACAGUUACCAGGUCAUCCCUUGAUGGCACUUUCAUAGAAUCAUAGAAUUAGAGUUGGAAGGGACCCUGAGGGAAUCUAGUCCAACCUCCCACAAUGCAGGAAUCUCAACUAGAUCAUACAUGACAGAUUACUAUCCAACCUCUGCUUUAAAACGGCUAAGGAAGGAGAGUCCACAAUGUCCUAAGGUCUGUCGAACAGCUCUUACCAUUACAAAGCCUUUCUUUUGGUGCUGAAUCACACUGUUGAUACUAAGACCUCUAGAUACUUUUCACAUGCACUGCUGGCAAGCCAGGUGUUUCCCAUCUUAUAUUUGGCAGCUGGUAUUUCCUGCCUAAAGAGGUGGCAAGAAUACACAGAGGAAUUAUACCAGAAAGAUAUGGAUGGAUUGUACACCCCAGGUAGUGUGGUGGCUGACCUUGAGCCAGACAUCCUGGACAGUGAAGUCAAAUGGGCCUUAGAAAGCACGGCAAAUAACAAGGCCAGUGGAAGUGAUGGUAUUCCAGCUGAACUACUUAAAAUUUUAAAAGAUGAUGCUGUUAAGGUGCUACACUCAAUAUGCCAGCAAGUUUGGAAAACUCAGCAGUGGCCAGAGGAUUGGAAAAGAUCAGUCUACAUCCCAAUCCCAAAGAAGGGCAGUGCCAAAGAAUGUUCCAACUACCGCACAAUUGCACUCAUUUCACACGCUAGCAAGGUUAUGCUUAAAAUUCUACAAGGAAGGCUCAAGCUGUAUGUGGACCGAGAACUCCCAGAAGUGCAAGCUGGAUUUAGAAGAGGCAGAGGAACCAGAGACCAAAUUGCAAACAUGCGCUGGAUUAUGGAGAAAGCUAGAGAGUUUCAGAAAGACAUCUACUUCUGCUUCAUUGACUAUGCAAAAGCCUUUGACUGUGUCGACCACAGCAAACUAUGGCAAGUUCUUAAAGAAAUGGGAGUGCCUGAUCACCUCAUCUGUCUCCUGAGAAAUCUCUAUGUGGGACAAGAAGCUGCAGUUAGAACUGGAUAUGGAACAACUGAUUGGUUCAAAAUUGGGAAAGGAGUACGACAAGGCUGUAUAUUGUCUCCCUGCUUAUUUAACUUAUAUGCAGAAUUCAUCAUGCGAAAGGCUGGGCUGGAUGAAUCCCUAGCCGGAAUUAAGAUUGUCGGAAGAAAUAUCAACAACCUCAGAUAUGCAGAUGACACAACCUUGAUGGCAGAAAGUGAGGAGGAAUUAAAGAACCUUUUAUUGAGGGUGAAAGAGGAGAGCGCAAAAUAUGGUCUGAAACUCAACAUCAAAAAACCGAAGAUCAUGGCCACUGGUCCCAUCACCUCCUGGCAAAUAGAAGGGGAAGAAAUGGAGGCAGUGAGAGAUUUUACUUUCUUGGGCUCCAUGAUCACUGCAGACGGUGACAGCAGCCGCGAAAUUAAAAGACGCCUGCUUCUUGGGAGAAAAGCAAUGACAAACUUAGACAGCAUCUUAAAAAGUAGAGACCUCACCUUGCCGACAAAGGUCCGUAUAGUUAAAGCUAUUGUUUUCCCAGUAGUGAUGUAUGGAAGUGAGAGCUGGAUCAUAAAGAAGGCUGAUCACCGAAGAAUUGAUGCUUUUGAAUUAUGGUGCUGGAGGAGACUCUUGAGAGUCCCAUGGACUGCAAGAAGAUCCAGCCUAUCCAUUCUGAAGGAAAUCAGCCCUGAGUGCUCACUUGGAAGGACAGAUCCUGAAGCUGAGGCUCCAAUACUUUGGCCACCUCAUGAGAAGAGAAGACUCCCUGGAAAAGACCCUGAUGUUGGGAAAGAUCACAAGGAGCACAAGGAGAAGGGGACAACAGAGGACAAGAUGGUUGGAUAGUGUUCUCGAAGCUACCAGCAUGAGUUUGACCAAACUGCGGGAGGCAGUGGAAGACAGGAGUGCCUGGCAUGUUCUGGUCCACGGGGUCACGAAGAGUCGGACACGACUAAAUGACUAAACAACGACAACAUUUCCUGCUUAACUGUUGAACCUGAUAUUUGUCCCUAUUGAAAUUCAUUUUGUUAGUUCUUCAAUCCGCAAGGUCAUCUUGAAUCCUGAUUCUGUCUUCUCUGGCAUUGGCUACCCCUCCCAGUUUGGUGUCAUAUGCAGAUUCGAUGAGCAUCCCCUCAAUAUCUCCAUCCAAGUUGUUUAUAAAGAAGUUGAACAACAAUAGGCCCAGGACAGAACCCUGUGGCACCCCACUUAUCACUUUUCCUCAGGUUGAUUAGGAACCAUUAGUGACUACUCUUUGUGUUCAGUCAGUCAACCAGUUACAAAUCCACCUAACAGUUAUCUUGUCUAGUCCACAUUUUACCAGCUUCUUCACAAGAAUACCAUGGGGCACUUUGUCAAAAGCCUUACUGAAAUCAAGAUACGAUAUGUCCAGAGCAUUCCCCUGAUCCACCAGGCUAGUAACUCUAUCAAAAAAAGAAAUGAGAUUUGUAUGGCAUGACUUACUUUUUAGAAACCCAUGCUGGGUAUUAGUAAUCACAGCAUGUUUUUCUAAGUGCUUACAGACCCACUGCUUAAUUAUCUGUUCUAGGACCUUUCUUGGAAUAGACAUCCAGCUGACCAGUCAGUAGUUAUCUGGAUCCCGCCCCCCCCCCCCAUUUUGAAGAUGGAAACAACAUUUGCCUGCCUCCAGUCCACAGGGACCUCACCUGUUCUCCAAGAAUUCUCAAAGAUUAUAGAAAGAUGCGCUGAGAUUACAUCUGCAAGCUCCUUUAGUACCCUUGAGUGCAGCUCAUCAGGCCUUGGAGAUCUGAAUUCAUUUAAAGUAGCCAAGUGCUCCCUUACUACCUCUUUUUUAUCUUGGGCUGCAGUUCCUUCCUUGCAUCAUUUAUUCUGUCAUCACCAUGUUAGGCACUGACAGGCCUUUGAUUCAGUCUUAUUCAGCAGGGUCUUCUUAUGAACCAUGAACCAGUUAUUGGCUUUUAUCCUAAUCUACCUCACAAGGAUACCGUUUUGAAGAAGGGCAAGAUAAAAACAUGACAGAUAAAAUAAUAUUGCUAUGAUCACUCACCGAUUCUGUGUUGUUUUUAGCCACUGAAUGAAAUAAAUCCUGUUAUAUGCAAUAGUGUUAUGAUAGCCUUGGGGGUUAUUUUGUUUAAAAAAGAACAAUUUACAUAUUUGAUGUGCACUUUAAUGGUUUCUCAGAUUUACAGUGUCUUCAUAACAUUUCUCUUCUCUCUUUUUAAUUACCAGCCGGCAGCAGAAGAUGCCAGCCUGGAUGAGGGCUUGGAUGAGUCUACAAAUGAGGUAAUUCCAUUUGUUAUGCCCACUUCAUUAAAAAAAAGAAAUACUGAAGAUGCUUAG
This is a messenger RNA of Podarcis lilfordi (Lilford's wall lizard), 8282 nucleotides long. The record is from the annotation of a GenBank genome assembly. Lineage: Eukaryota; Metazoa; Chordata; Lepidosauria; Squamata; Lacertidae.